UGCAACACCUCUGGAGGCGAUGCGGAAGACGCGGUGCGGCAGGCGUUAAGAAAGCACGGCAGUAAAGCGAUAGGAGGAGAGGAGCAGACACACUACUACAACACCUCCUGAUUGACAGAGAGAAGGAAAGAGAGAGAGAGCAGAAAGAAGCCAUGGUGGAGAAGCUAAAGGGGAGGAGGAGGUGAGACAACCGACAAGCACGGGAAUUAGGUGAUCGCCCAGUUCAGUUUCAGCACCGCCGAAGGAGAGCCCCAUCCUCCACUCGCUGUUUGGGGAAAAAAUCCGACUUCUCGGCUGUGAUUGUGAUCCGCGUCCAGAUGUUUGUGACACCUCUUAAUAACAAAGCAAGCAGAAUUCCAGCCAUGGUAAAGCUCAUCCUCUCCCUCCUGCUCUUGUGUGGAAGCCAAAAUAGUAUCUGCCAGUCUUCUUCAGAAGCUCAGAAGGAGACGGGCACCAACGACAACAGCACUGUCUUCACUCGCAUCCUGGACGGGCUCCUGGAUGGUUACGACAACAGGCUCCGGCCAGGGCUCGGAGAGAACGUCACGGAGAUCAAGACGAACAUUUUUGUCACCAGCUUCGGCCCCGUGUCUGACACAGAGAUGGAAUACACUAUAGACGUGUUCUUCCGUCAGAGCUGGAAAGACGAGCGUCUGUGCUUCAAAGGGCCCAUGGAGAUGCUGCCAUUAAACAACCUGCUUGCCAGCAACAUCUGGACCCCUGACACUUUCUUCCUUAAUGGCAAGAAGUCUAUCGCUCAUAACAUGACCACUCCCAACAAGCUGCUGAGGCUGCAGGAUGAUGGCACUUUGCUUUACACCAUGAGGUUGACCAUCUCUGCAGAGUGCCCCAUGCAGCUGGAGGACUUCCCCAUGGACGCUCACGCCUGCCCUCUCAAGUUUGGCAGCUAUGCCUAUCCAGUAUCAGAGGUGGUCUAUACUUGGACACAGGGAGCUGCCAAGUCUGUCGUGGUGGCAGAAGAUGGCUCCAGGCUCAACCAGUACCACCUUAUUGGGCAAAGCGCUGGCACCGAGGACAUACACACAAGCAGAGGACAGUACACAGUGAUGAUGGCCCACUUCUACCUAAAGAGGAAGAUUGGAUACUUCGUCAUCCAGACAUACAUGCCGUGUUUCAUGACUGUGAUCCUGUCUCAGGUCUCAUUUUGGCUAAACAGAGAGUCAGUUCCUGCACGGACUGUCUUUGGGGUGACCACGGUGCUGACUAUGACCACCCUCAGCAUCAGUGCCAGGAACUCGCUCCCCAAAGUGGCCUAUGCGACAGCCAUGGACUGGUUUAUCGCCGUCUGCUACGCUUUUGUCUUCUCUGCCCUUAUCGAGUUUGCCACGGUGAACUACUUCACCAAGAGGAGCUGGGCCUGGGAUGGCAAGAAGGCGCUGGAAGCACAGCAUCCCAAGAAACGAGACCCCAUGGUGCUGUCGAAAAAGCCCAACAAUGUUUGCUCGGCAGGCGUCAGCUACACUCCCAACCUCACCAAGGACGUGACCAUUUCCACCAUCUCCAACACCACGUCGGUGCAGCUGCGAGCCUCUGAGAGCAAAAUGGUGGACCCCAAGAAGACCUACAACAGUGUCAGCAAGAUCGACAAGAUGUCACGAAUAGUGUUCCCCGUCCUCUUCGGAACCUUCAACCUCGUCUACUGGGCUACAUACCUGAACAGAGAACAAAAAAUGGUGAAAGGAGCUCAUGCUUCAACAUAAUCCCUCCACUCCCCUCCCCUCCCGGUUUUAUUUUGUUGCUACUUUUUUUUCAAGGUUUAUUUAUUUAUUUAUUUUUUUCUGUGACAGUUUUUGAAAGAGAUUAAGGCUGCUUGAGCCUAAUUGGAGAGUGAGUGGACUAAAAGAACGAGGGGUUGUUGUAAGCUUUAGAAAAGUAAUGUAAAAACAAAUAUCUGCUCUUGAAGAACAAAAACUAUACUCAGCUAUCUAAUUCAAGCACUUUGAAUGGAUGCAAGGCUGCAACAGAAUCCCUUUCCUGUUUUUAAAUGUCUAAAAAAACAAAACAAAAACAAAGAAAAAACAACUGCUUGAUGAUGAAGAAGCUGCUUCAGAGACUAACAGGGAAGUGUGCGCUUUGCUUUCUUACUCAUCUAACUUGAUGCAGUUUGCAUGACAUUCUCUUUAAUGGGAAACCCUAGACUCCUCUUUGUCUUGAAUACCGACCACGUGUAUGUCAAUCAUUGCUUAUAGUAAUGGUGCACACUCCAUUUGCAUCUGAAUUUAAAAAAAUGGAUUUGAAGAGGUAUCAAAUCCCACAUGACAUGGAGGAAAAGUGUUGAGAUUAAUGCUGCAAGUAUUUUAAUAAUUUAGUGUAAUGUCUCUUU
Melanotaenia boesemani (Boeseman's rainbowfish) is the source of this 2344-nucleotide messenger RNA. Its product is annotated as gamma-aminobutyric acid receptor subunit alpha-5-like. The transcript has 10 exons. Gene Ontology annotation, biological process: nervous system process; synaptic transmission, GABAergic; monoatomic ion transmembrane transport. Gene Ontology annotation, cellular component: GABA-A receptor complex; postsynapse; synapse. The record is from RefSeq and is a predicted model, not a curated record. The coding region runs from base 318 to 1721 and encodes 467 amino acids. Lineage: Eukaryota; Metazoa; Chordata; Actinopteri; Atheriniformes; Melanotaeniidae. Gene Ontology annotation, molecular function: inhibitory extracellular ligand-gated monoatomic ion channel activity; benzodiazepine receptor activity; transmitter-gated monoatomic ion channel activity involved in regulation of postsynaptic membrane potential.